UAAUGAGGAGAAACGGCAUAGAAAAUGGAUGGAUGGAAAUGAUCAAGCUCUUACAGUGACACCCCCCCCGCACCACUUCUCUUUUCUGUUUCCCUCGUGCCGCCACGCCCUCCCUCCCUCCUUCAGGCGCGUGCAGCUGUGCGUGCUGCUUCUUUCUGUCUGGCACGCGCGCCAUCCUCAUCCUCCUCAUCUUCAUCAGCGGCACAAAAGCGACGAAGGGACCACCUCGGUGGAGACCAGGAGGAGGGAACCGCCUCAUCACCCAGAGAAGACAAGGCGACAGGGCAAGUUCCAGCCCUUCAGACGUCUGUUUGGAAAGAAGAAGAAGCGGGAGGCCGAAGGUGGCCUUGAUGGACCGCAGUUAAAGGCCAGUUUUUCCACGGGGGAAGUGUGCAAUGGAAUUGUGUCGGAUGAGGAGGAGCCCAGUCAAAGUCUAAGGGAACUGAAUCCCAUUGGAUCUCGAGCCCUCUCACACGACAGUAUCUUUAUCCCAGAGGAAUCGGUGCAGGAGGCCGGCCUGUGUCACACCACCAUGUCCCAGGAAAAUGUCUCGGAUAAAGUUAAAAAUCUGCAGAAGCAGAUUGCGCAGACUAUCAAGUUUGGCCAGAAGCCCCCCUCUCUGAGGAGAAGUGAGGGGGAUGAGGGAAGUUCAGAUGAAGAGGAGGUUCCCCGCAGCCCGCUGAGGGUGAUGGCACAGGUAGAGACCGAGCCAGCAAAAGCGGAGCCAAUGGUGGCCCCUCAAGCAAGACAACAUAGCACCCCAGUGAAGUCCCCCAGGUCCAAAAGAGUUCUUCCGCCCAGUGGUACCAUCGAGUCUGUCAACCUGGACGCUGUUCCACAUUCAGUUCCUCUCCUGGACAACACUGCUGCCAAGCAUAAGCUGUCUGUCAAACCCAAGAAUCAGAGGGUUUCACGCAAGCAUAGACGCUUUACUCAAGACCUCCAAGAAGUGUCCAUCCCUGGCUUGGUGCAGGAGGAUCUGGAAGCAGCAGGCGUCUCUGCAGAUCAACAACGCAGAUCUUCUGUGGAAGAAUCCCUUGAAACCCUUAAGAAACACAGAGUGCUCGAGGAGGAAAGGCUGCAAGCAAAGAGGAAGAGAGAGCUGGAGGAGGAGGAGAAGAGGAAAAGAGCAGAGCAGCUGAGACUCGAGGAGGAGAGGUGUCGAAAACAACGGCAAGAGGAGGAAGAACAGAGGAGGCUUCUUGAGGAGGCUCAGAGGAGGAGAGAGGAGGAGGAGAGAAGGAUGAGAAAGGAAGAGGAGCGCAGACAGCGAGAGGAGGAGGAGAUGAGGAGGCUGCAUGAGGAGCAAAGACGGAAGGAAGAAGAGGAGAGGAAGAGGCGGGAGCAGGAGGAGGAAGCGAGGAGGCAGCAGGAGAUGGAGGCUGAGCGGCUACGUUUGGAGAAGCUGAGGGAGGAAGAGAAGAUGAAGAAAAAGAAGGAAGCUGAGAAGAAGAGGUUGCGGGAGGCUGAGGAAAAACAAAAGCAGGAGCAGAAGAGGAUUGUGGCGCAAGAUGUUGACGGAUGCUCCGAUUCCCAGGAGAGGAGGAGGAGAGCUGAGGAGCUUUGCUGGAGAGAGAUGGAGGAGCGACAGAGGCCUUUCUCUUUCCAAGUGUCCUCUGGAGAAAAAGAAAUCCUCUUCCAGAAGGUCAACUUGACGCCUGUUACUCCUUACUCCAGCGUCCAUGGUGGUGCUGUAGGUGAUCCAAGAGGAGGCACCAAGCCAUCUGAAGCACCGGACUCACCCAACCGGCAAAGUUCUCCAUAUGUACCCCACACCGCCAUCCUGGUGACGGGGGCCCAGCUGUGUGGGACGGCUGUCAAUCUGGACCAGAUCAAGGACACCGCCUGCAAAUCCCUCCUGGGUCUUGGCGAGGACAGAAAGACCCAGGGAACACCGCCACCCACCAAGAGCAAGACAUCACCGGACCGCAAGUCAGGCAAGACUAAAUCCCUCACUGAGUCCACGUUGUGUGUAGAUCCCUCAGGUGCUGCCGUCUUGGCGGAGUGGGCGACUAUUAGAUCCAAAAUAUUCAAAGGAGUGGAGGAAGGUAAGUACGACGAGCACCCGGAGCCCAGCAGGAACCAACAUGAAGUCAGCCAUGAAGACCAGCAUGAGUUCGCCCACACACACCUGAGAAAGACCAUGUCUGCCAGCGCCAAGUUCUCCAUCACCCCCGCAAAGAAGAAGUUUGGAGAUUCCAACAGGAGUUCUGAGUGUUUCAGCGCAGAUGAUAAAGUCACAGGAGAAGAACCGACGUCGUCUGACGCGUCUGCGUCAGCCUCGCCGGCUAUAAGCCGUAAACCUCAGGGCAGUAAGACCGUCCGCAUCGUAGAAAGAGGGUCAGAGGAAUGUGUGUUUGCCAAAGACCUCCCCUCCUUCCUUGUUCCCAGCCCAGGAGCCAAACCUGACGGGCCAGAAUCCAAGAGUAGGGAUGGGAGUGACUCUGCAGAGUCUGAAAGCAGACUGGAGGUCGAUGGGCAGAGUCUGGACUGCGAGGACAAGCCUUCACCUUUUGGCAUUAAGCUGAGGAGGACCAACUAUUCUCUUCGAUUCCACAGCGAACAGUCCAUGGAGAAAAGGAAGAAACGCUACAGUGCUGGGGAUAGCUUUGAUGGUGUCCCUUCGCCUCUGACCCCCAUGGAGCCAGACUCUGACACCUCUCCUGUCUUUUCUGACAAGUCUAGUCCAGCCUCGCCUCAUAGAGAAGGUGCCCUUGGUAAGUACUCUCUUGCAUCAGCUUCCCCCGUCAUGCUGCGGGCUGGGUCGGGCAAGUCCCCCUGCCCAACGCCGCACUGCGAAGGCGAAAGCGUGCCUUCCAAGCCGACUCUCUACCGGAGACCCCCCACGUCGCCAAAACCUGCUGAUGGCGUUCCGACGCCCCCUCCGUCACCGUUACCUAAAGUGGCUCACGGUGCCGCUGUGGUGCACAGGGCAGCGGCUGAAGACUCGGCCAACCAGAAUCAGACGUCAGCGGUGGCCCAGUUGCAGCGGAGCGGCCAAAGCCAAAUGCAAGGGGAGGAGGAGCCGAAGGAGAAGAGGUCCUUUUUCCCGUCCAUCAACAUUCCCUGGAGGGAAAAGGCGGACAGGAAAACAGAGCUCAUCAAGAGAGACAAGCCGUCACUACAGAGCAGGCACUCGCUGGACAGCGCUAGGGUCCAGGAGAAGGAGGCGGGGCCCUUGUGGAUCACACUGGCGCUGCAAAAGCAGAAGGGCUUCAGAGAGCAGCAGCAGAACCGUGACGAGCGUCGCAGCCAACGGGAAGCCAAGUUGGCUGAAAAACAAGCCAGAGAGAGUGUUGUCCUGUCCAGCCCCACGGAGAGCAAAGGUAGCGGGAGCAGAAGUCCAGGUUCUAAAGCUCAGACGCCGGAGGAUCCCAAGAGACCAGACAGCCUCCUGGGACGAUUUGAGCGCAGAGAACAACUGAGAAAAGCAAACACUCUUCCCAGCUCGGUCACUGUUGAAAUCGCAGACUCCACACCAUCGCCACCUGCUGUCAAGGACGUGUCUAAGCGCUUCCCCUCCAUCGACUCCCCGCAGGUGUCCACAGAGCCCGCCUGGCUGGCACUGGCCAAACGAAAGGCCAAAGCCUGGAGCGACUGUCCCCAGAUCAUCAAGUAACACACACACACACACACACACCCCAGCUUGGCACUGGGCUCUGCAUGGAGACUACACUAACUGCACAACAAAAGAUCCCAUCACUCUCUGUGGAACAAGUCAUUCCCAACUUUGUAAAGCUACACUGGAUGCAUCCAAGUAUUGAAAUACACUAUAUAUACAGUAUAUAAAUAUAUGACAAAGAAAGGUUGCAAGCAUGCGGCUAACGUCCUAACACAGAAUGAAAACUAUCACAUGGCAGAUGCCCUGCAAGAGCCAAUUUUUUCAAUUAUUUUGUAGCCAACCGCGGCACUGGGAUUGUAAAUAAUUCACGAAACACAAUGUGAAAGUCCUCGGAUUAAAGAGGUGAAGCUUGCCAGUGUUACAAAAGGUGUGUCUCCAUAAGGGCUAGCAGCAACAUCACCCUGACGAGUCUGCUUCCUGAUCCAGACGGAAGCGCCGUUGUUAUGGUGGUGUUUUUUUUCGCAAAGGAGCCGUUGAAAAUGUUCACUGUGUCCGUGACGACUGUGACAAAGCGAGCUGCCAUGAUGAUAGAACCGGAUUUUGAUUUGGGGUUCUCGCUAAGCUUCCUGCUUUCUGUAAACGUAGAUAGUCCUUCUUUGUCGGCCAUCACUUUGUUGUAUAAAUGUGACACCCGCCUUUCUCUCCCAUCAUUCACUGGUGUAAUGAUCUGUAUGUAUGUAAGUAUGUAUUGUAUGUAAGACAAAAAGCUUGGUCACUUUGUCAUUCUGUUUCUAACUAUGCUCGUGCACAAUAGUGUGGUGUACGCAGUGUUACUUGUAACAACAAAAUGUUUGGUAUCAUUUGCACUUUUUUUUUGUCCCACUUAAAAAGAGAUUCAUGCAGACAAAUUCUUAAAGAGAUGAAAAAUGUUAUAAAUAAUGUAAUUAAAUCAUGUCUGAACUGGC
This is a messenger RNA of Dunckerocampus dactyliophorus (ringed pipefish), 4527 nucleotides long. RefSeq names its product capping protein inhibiting regulator of actin dynamics (gene cracd). The transcript has 9 exons. The record is from RefSeq and is a predicted model, not a curated record. The coding region runs from base 29 to 3619 and encodes 1196 amino acids. NCBI's taxonomy places the organism in Eukaryota, Metazoa, Chordata, Actinopteri, Syngnathiformes, Syngnathidae. Gene Ontology annotation, biological process: maintenance of gastrointestinal epithelium; negative regulation of barbed-end actin filament capping.